Molecule: messenger RNA, 825 nt
Organism: Trichoderma reesei QM6a
Lineage: Eukaryota; Fungi; Ascomycota; Sordariomycetes; Hypocreales; Hypocreaceae
Exons: 3
Coding region: 1-825 (274 amino acids)
Biological process (GO): GPI anchor biosynthetic process
Cellular component (GO): endoplasmic reticulum
Molecular function (GO): N-acetylglucosaminylphosphatidylinositol deacetylase activity
Source: RefSeq, a predicted model, not a curated record
AUGAUCACCGCCGGCGCCGUGCGCAACCGCUUCCCCGAGCUGCUGGAGAAGCGCGUGUGCCUGCUGAUUGCGCACCCGGACGACGAGGCCAUGUUCUUUGCGCCCACGGUGCUGGCGCUGGCGCGGCCCGAGACGGGCAACCACGUCAAGAUUCUCUGUCUGAGCUCAGGGAACUCGGAAGGCCUCGGCGAAGUCAGGAAGAAGGAGCUCGUGCAGAGCGGCCUGGCGCUGGGCCUGCGAGACGAGUCCGACGUCUUUGUCGUCGACAACCCCAAGGACUUCCCCGACUCGAUGACGACGCACUGGGACGAGACCAAGAUCGCCACCCUCCUCACCAAGGCCUUUGCGCCGCAGCUGGCGCGCCAGCGGGCCGAAAACGCCUCCGAGCCCACGGCCAACAUCGACGCCCUCAUUACCUUUGACGGCCGCGGCGUCUCGUCCCACCCCAACCACAUCUCCCUCUACCACGGCGCGCGCGGCUUCGCCAGGGCCCUGACCGAGGGCAAGCCCGAGUGGAAGAGCCCCGUCGACGUCUACACGCUGGGCACCGUCGGCCUGCUGCGCAAGUACUCGGGCGGCCUCGACCUCUUCACCACCAUCGCCUCGACCCUCUUCUCGCGCGGCGGCCAGGACCCCGAGCACCCGGAGAGGCUCGUCUACACCAACAACCUGUUUGGGUCCGAGCCCAAGCUGGGCACCGCCUGGCAAGCCAUGACGACGGCGCACAAGAGCCAGAUGGUCUGGUUCCGAUACCUGUGGCUGGGAUUCAGCCGGUAUAUGCUCGUCAACGACCUGCGACUGGAAAAGGUGGACCAGGAGCAAUAA